Dipodomys ordii (Ord's kangaroo rat) is the source of this 2239-nucleotide messenger RNA. RefSeq names its product spermatogenesis associated 2 (gene Spata2). The transcript has 2 exons. The record is from RefSeq and is a predicted model, not a curated record. Gene Ontology annotation, biological process: regulation of tumor necrosis factor-mediated signaling pathway; regulation of necroptotic process; protein K63-linked deubiquitination. NCBI's taxonomy places the organism in Eukaryota, Metazoa, Chordata, Mammalia, Rodentia, Heteromyidae. Bases 107 to 1639 code for a protein of 510 amino acids. Gene Ontology annotation, cellular component: cytoplasm.
CCGAGGGUCCCGGCCGGCGCCAUGCCGCUGAGUUCAGCCCGGGCCCUGCCUGUAGCCCAGCAGCCAUGGAGGAGGUGAGGUAGCCCCGUCUGGGGAGCCCAGCUCCAUGGAGACGAAGUACAAGGAUGAAUUGUUUCGGAAGUAUGUGCAGUUCCACGAGGGCCACGUGGAUGCCGGGCCCAGCCAGCAGCGGCCGGGCAGCGAUGAGUUCCUGCGCGUGGCGGCCUCUACCCUGCUCAGCCUCUACAAGGUGGAUCCCUUUUAUCGAUUCCGGCUGAUCCAGUUCUAUGAGGUGGUGGAGAGCGCGCUGCGCUCUCUGAGCGGCUCCAGCCUGCGGGCUCUGCACUGCGCCUUCAGUGUGCUGGAGACAGUGGGCGUCAACCUCUUCCUGUACCCCUGGAAGAAGGAGUUCCGAAGCAUCAAGACAUACACGGGCCCUUUUGUUUACUACGUCAAGUCUGCUCUGCUGGAUGAGGACGUGCGGACCAUCCUGAGUUACAUGGGCUAUGUGCCCGAGCUGGGGAGCGCGUACAAGCUCCGGGAGCUCGUGGAGAGCCUGCAGGUGAAGAUGGUCUCCUUCGAGCUCUUUCUGGCCAAGGUUGAGUGUGAGCAGAUGCUGGAGAUCCACUCGCAGGUAAAGGACAAGGGCUACUCUGAGCUGGACGUGGUGGGCGAGCGCAAAAGCAGCGGGGAAGACGCGCGCAGCUGCUCGGAGGCCCUGCGGCGGCGGGCGGAGGGCAGGGAGCAGCUGACCGCCUCCAUGGCGCGGGUGGCGCUCCAGAAGUCAGCCAGCGAGCGCGCGGCCAAGGACUACUAUAAGCCCCGCGUGACCAAGGCCUCCCGGUCGGUGGACGCGUACGACAGCUGCUGGGAGAGCCGGAGGCCGCCCCUCAAGGCCUCGCUGAGCCUGCGCAAGGAGCCCGCGGCCACAGAUGUGGGCGACGACCCGAAGGACGAGUUCACCCGCCCAUCCCCCUCCCCCCUGGCCAUGUCCAGCUCCCCCCAUGGCAGCCCGGGUGCCAUGCCCCCCGCCUCGCCCAGCAACGGCCUCGGCCUGCUGCGCGGCACCUACUUCUCCACCCAGGAGGAUGUCGAUCUGUACACAGACUCGGAGCCCAGGGCCACCUAUCGGAGGCAGGAUGCCCUGCGGCCCGAUGUAUGGCUGGUCAGGAGUGACGGCCCGGCCCUCUACCACAAGCGCUCGCCCCCCACCAAAGAGUCCGUCCUGUCCAAGUGCCAGAACUGCGGCCUGCCCUGCAGCUCCUCCCUCUGCCAGCGCUGCGACAGCCUGCUCGCCUGUCCUCCGGCUGCCAAGCCCGGCGCCUUCCCCGGGAAGGCCUCUGCCCAUGACGGCCUGGCCCUCGGGGCCCCGCUGCGGGAGAAGUACGCCGGCCAGACCCAGGCCCCACACGCCAAGCCCAAGCCCGCCGCCGCCGCCACCACCACCUCGCGCUGUGGGUUCUGCAACCGCCCUGGCGCUGCCAACACCUGCACCCAGUGCUCCAAAGUGGCCUGCGAGGGCUGCCUCAGCGCCUACCACUACGACCCCUGCUGCAAGAAGGGGGAGCUGCACAAGUUCCUGCCCAACAGCCAGCUGAGCUACAAGACCGCCCCGUUCUCCCACCUGGUCUACAGGUAGACCCGCGCCGCGCCACGCCACGCCGCGCCUCCCCAAGGGCUACGCCACCCGCGGCAGCAUCACCACCGCAGACCACGCCCGGCCACAGCCACGCGGGCGCCAUGGCCACCGGCCGCCCACCUGCCACUUCACGGCCACUCUCAUCUCGCCCAGUGGCUGCUUUGUCAUGUGGCAAGGGAGUGGGUGGCACUUCCGUUCAGUUGAGUUUUGCUAAUCUCUCCACUUCCUGUUGCGCUGGUUUGGUUUGUCUCCUGGAGGGGGUCUCUAUCUGCGGGACACCGCCCUCUCCCCUGGAGCCCCUCCCCCCACACACAUACACAGUGGUGAGCUAGAGCCCUGUCGGCUUGCGAAAUGAGCCCUCCGGCCACACGGGCCCAUGGCUCCUCUGGCCAUCCUGUUCCUCUCUGGCCAUCCUAUUCCAGGUGCAGGGGUCCCCAUGCAGACCCCGCCUCUCCAGGGGUCGAAGGUGAGCCAGGCUCUGACACACUGCAGAGGGGACCCCCAGCACCGACCCCAUUCUGUUUGCACACGCCCCUCUUCCUGUUCUGUAAAUAGAUAUUUUUUGAGAUUUAUUUUUAAAUAAAUAUUCAACUUGCUGUG